Molecule: messenger RNA, 812 nt
Organism: Xenopus tropicalis (tropical clawed frog)
Lineage: Eukaryota; Metazoa; Chordata; Amphibia; Anura; Pipidae
Gene: cd8b
Product: CD8 subunit beta
Exons: 5
Coding region: 89-736 (215 amino acids)
Biological process (GO): regulation of immune response
Cellular component (GO): membrane
Molecular function (GO): MHC class I protein binding; coreceptor activity
Source: RefSeq, a predicted model, not a curated record
UCUAGGUCACGUGCUCUCUAUGUGAAGGUGGGAGUGGGUCUCUUUUACACUGUGCCAGGUGCAGGCACCUUAAAAGAAUUGUGCCAAGAUGAAGCACCCAAGCGACAUGGCACCCUACAGCUGCUGCUUCCUCCUCAUCUCUUUCUGUGUCACAGGGGUUCAGGCCUUUUCCUUACUACAAACCUCAAAGUCACCAUUUGUACUGGUCAAAGAAAGCACAGAAAUAUCCUGCACCCUGAAAAGUCACAAUAUGGACCAGAUAGGAGUUUACUGGUACAGACAGACAGCCGUGACUACAGGCGAUCUGGAGUUUGUUAUCUUCUCAUCUAUUCUAAACAAGGUCACAUAUGGCCCCAACUUCUCCUCAGAGCGAGUCUCAGUUACCAGAGAAAACUUUAGAAACACCUUUACCUUGAAGAUGAAAAGUCUGCAGCUUUCCGACAGUGGAGUGUAUUACUGCAUGGUGGAGAAUGCGGGAAGAGUAGCGUUCGGGAAUGGAACCUCCCUGCAAGUUGUGGAGACCUUGCCUACUACAGCAGCCACGACAACGAUGAGAAAACCUUGUAAAUGUAAGAAGCCACAGAAUCCCAAAAUCUCCAGCCCAGUUAUGUGCAGUACUGUGAUCUGGGCUCCGCUUGCCGGAUUUGCUCUUAUUCUUGUGAUAGUCUUGGGCGCCACCAUUUCCUACACAAAGCGUAUCUACAGGAGAACCCGCCAUUUCUACAGGAAGCAGUGAGUGUGUUUAUGUUUCCUUAUGUUUGUGGUACCAAUAGGCCCCAUCAGAUAAUGGCUGCUGUACCCACAUCACAGGC